AUGCUGCCAUCUUACAUGCAGUUUUCUGACUGCAUGUCUUCACUCGAGGAUGCCGGUGGCUACCCUGCCCGAGAUUCUCGCUCUGAAAACCUCGUCGUUAUCCUCUGCUGGAAUCAUCAGAUGCUCAACUUCCGUGGCCCGCUGGCAAAAUGCCUUUUAGGCACCGCCUUUGUGUUGUUGGCGGCCAGCUCUCCGGUUGAACUAGGGAGAAGAGCCCCUGCCAUCGCAGCAACUUCUGAUACACUCCAUCUCCAGCGCCAUGUACGUCACGGUGCACACCCGACAUCUCGCAUUGGCUUCAAGAGUCUUGAGGGUGUUGUGGACUACAAGUCACAGGACCGCAAGCCUGUCGUGGCAGAUCUCAAUGGCAACACCGACUUUGUCACGGCAGCAACACUGGCUGCUAGACAGGACGGAAACGAGCCUAUCGGCGAGGGUGUUGGUCCUGCCAUAAAUGCGCACAGCCAAGUUGAAUACAUCACUCCUGUAUCUUCUAAUGGUGAUACCUACAGCCUCAUCAUUGACACUGGAAGUAGCGACACUUGGUUUGUGCGUGAAGGGUUCCAGUGUCUCGACUAUCGGCAACAGCCAGUACCAUAUGAAGCAUGCCAGUUUGGCCCUGCCUGGCAGGGAGACUUUCCUGGCGGCAAGAUACCAAAUAAGCAGUUCCAGGUCCGCUACGGAUCCUCCAAUGGCCCUUUUCUAACCGCGAAUAGCAUCACUGUCGCCAACAUCACGGUGGAAACACAGGAGAUUGCCCACGCGACUUAUGGCAUGUGGUUCGGCGAUGGCCUUACGAGCGGAAUCUUGGGCCUCGGACUUCGAGGACUCACCGGGCUUUCUUCUGAAGAUACAUAUGACCCCGUGGCAAUCUCCAUCAGCAAGCAGACUAGAGAGCCAAUCUUCAGUCUUGCACUGCAUCGCGACGAGUCCGAGUCCUUUAUAGCCUUUGGAGGAGUACCGCCGCAGGUCAAAACCACCGGGCCUUGGGCGACGACCCCAAUCCAGAAGCUUCAGCGUUCUGGCGGGGGAGACCCGGACUAUUACUUCUACACUGUAUUGUUGGACCAGAUCCUGAUGAACAACACUCGACUGAGCCUCCGCGCAGAUAACCUGCCGGGGUUCAUUGUUGAUAGUGGGACUACGUUAAAUUACUUCCCCUUCGAAAUUGCUGUUGCCGUCAACAACCUGUUUGAUCCUCCUGCCAUACUCGACAGUAGCCAAGGAGCCUGGUUUGUUCCUUGCACCGGGACCACGGCGCCUUCUCUCGGCAUCACUCUGGGCGGAACGACGCUCUGGACUGACUCCAGCAGUAUGAUUCUGCCCGAGGUCAAGAAUGCAGAGGGUCUAUGUGCGACUGGCAUCUCGGCGACAGAUGCGUUUCCGUACAUUCUGGGAGACACAUUCAUGCAAAACAUUGUCACAGUGUUUGACCUGAGCGACAAGAUGGAGAUCAGGUACGCGCAGAGAGAUCUUGCUUGA
Molecule: messenger RNA, 1482 nt
Organism: Pyricularia pennisetigena
Lineage: Eukaryota; Fungi; Ascomycota; Sordariomycetes; Magnaporthales; Pyriculariaceae
Exons: 5
Coding region: 1-1482 (493 amino acids)
Biological process (GO): proteolysis
Cellular component (GO): fungal-type vacuole
Molecular function (GO): aspartic-type endopeptidase activity
Source: RefSeq, a predicted model, not a curated record